GAACAUUCAAUUUGAGGGUCCUCAAUGUAAGGUGAUGGAAACCCUCCGCGAACGCUUCUUUGGUCCUUCGUUUGAGCUUGGGUCUCGUGAUGAAUACCAUGAGAUAUAUGGCACACUUGAUGAGAAAGAUCCUCUGAUGAGGCCAGAAGGCGGAGAAAGUGUUGAUGAUGUUGCAUCUAGACUUGCAGAAGCUAUGGUAACUAUGGAGUCUCUAUUUCAAGGGUGCACGAUCUUAGUUGUUAGCCAUGGCGAUCCCCUACAAAUCUUGCAAGCUAUAUUGAAUUCUACUAAGCUAAACACCGAAUCCAGUUAUGACGACUUGGCAUCAAGAAUUCAAAAUGUUAGAGCUCCUUCAAUCUUGUCACAGCACAGGAAAUUUAACCUGCGAACUGGGGAGCUCCGGGCAGUUAUAUGAAUAUGAAGAUUAUAUCAGGCUGAAAAAGUGUCCAUGGAUGAAUAGAUUGCUAUUAACAAUAAUAGGUGAUAUCUUCUUAUUGGCUUUCUUACGAGGCAUAAUGCAACCUAAAGUAUCUCAGUUAUUGAAUGUUUUGCACUUGGCAUUUGGCAAUGCUCUUUUUGUUGUGGUCAGAUUUUUUGCACUUGGAAAUGCUUUUGCAACUCAGGAAUUCAAUUGUAAUGGUAUCCUUUAUUUUAAGUAAGCUCGCAAGAUAUAAGUUGGCAAGUUAGGCGGAGUUGGCUCAACCCAAUGCGGGGUGAAUCAAGUAGUGUGGGCAAGAAUGUUCUAUUGGAGCAGGUCUGCUCUACAAUCUGGCAAUUAAGGACGCUGCAGAAGUAGCAAUGUUUGUAUGGAUAGCAUGCAAAGGAUUCUUAUUUCUUACCUAGUGCAAAAUGUCUUUUUCGAAAGAAAGUGGUGCAGGACCCAAUUUUUCGUCAGUGUGGGAUGAAAGUGGGUGGAAUCCAUUAUUCAUGCCAUUUGGUCUUGUCAAACAGCACGCUUUACUCGGAAAUUAUCUCUUUAGUGUCAGGGUCUGGAAAGAAAAAUACUUAAAUUUAUUUCAUCAUGUUUCCUUAAUUGGUAGCUUGUGGCAGUGAUUUGGGAAGUUUUGCUUUCUUUGCAUAAUGGCUCUGGAAACCGCAAUUUUAAGGGAUUCCAAUGGAAGUCUCGUUGGUGUACAUAUGCAUUGCGAGCUCUAUUUCAGCUCAUGCAACAGACUCUUGCUCUCCUCUUUAGGUUGCAGUUUUCUCAGAAUAAGGGUUUGCUUAGAGUAGUGGAAAGUGAUAAUGCGAGCCAUUCAGUGAAGGUAAAGACUCAUCUCUUCACUGUAGUGCCGCUGGCAAUAUCAUUAGUGAACUAAAGCUGUUGCUGCAAGGCUACUUGUUAUUCAUUGCCAUAUGUUUCCCGAGUCUAUAACAGCGUUGCUUAUCUCUUGGCUAUCGAACAAGUGGUUGAGUUUCAUGAUUCAGGUGUGCCGUGGAUACCCAAAAAAAAUUUGAGUCCAGUAUUUGAUGAUG
Molecule: messenger RNA, 1473 nt
Organism: Rosa rugosa (rugosa rose)
Lineage: Eukaryota; Viridiplantae; Streptophyta; Magnoliopsida; Rosales; Rosaceae
Exons: 5
Coding region: 35-415 (126 amino acids)
Source: RefSeq, a predicted model, not a curated record